Molecule: messenger RNA, 2284 nt
Organism: Caretta caretta (loggerhead turtle)
Lineage: Eukaryota; Metazoa; Chordata; Testudines; Cheloniidae
Source: RefSeq, a predicted model, not a curated record
AACCUGUCUGAGCCACCGUAGGACUAUGCUACCCACUGAUAUCAAACUGUGAGUGGGGUUUAACGGAAGGGAAGUGACAUGGUGGCGAAAUGUCUAACAGUGAGCACAACCAAGAGUUCCAGAUGGUGGAGCAAAUGGAAGAGAUGGGUGAAAGAAAAGCUGGCAAUGGAAAAGCUCCAGAGUCCCACCCAAGUGGAGGCAUGGGGUCCCCCUCUCUGACUUCUGAGUCUACUCCCUUCCCAAAUUCUUACGCCAACCAGUAUGCCAUGAGGAAAUUCUUUGUUACAAGGCCAGGAGCAUUUGACCAAGCCAUAGAAGAUCUAAAAAUCCACGUGGUCAAGAAUUCGGGGGAAACUGCUCAGAGCUUCUGGCUUUUGACCGAGAUAGAUCAUUGGAACAACGAGAAGGAGCGUGUUGUGGUGAUCACAGACACCACCCUCCUGGUCUGCAAAUAUGACUUCAUAAUGCUCAGCUGCGUCCAGGUGCAGCGGAUCCCCCUGAGCUACAUCGACCGUAUCUGCCUUGGCCAGUUCACCUUUCCUGAGAGGUCUCUGGACAAGAGGGAGGGAGAAGGCCUGAGGAUCUACUGGGAUAAUCUGAAAGAGCCAUCUGUCCUGUCCCGUUGGAACCCAUGGGCCACAGAUAUCCCUUAUGCAACUUUCACAGAACAUCCAGUGAAGAAUAGCACUGAAAGGUUCAGUGCCAUCUGCCAGAUGUCCGAGUUCACUACUCAGCUGGUCCGGGCCAUUCAGACUGCCCAGAGCAAGAACCCGGCGCCAGGCAAAACCAGCGGAGUUGUGGUCCUGAAUCAACCCCUCCUGAUCAACACCUACACGGGUUUUAUGUCUUUCAUCGGGAACCAAAACAAACUUGGUUAUUCCCUUGCCCGUGGGAGUGUUGGCUUUUGAAGCUCUCCAUGGUGGGGAGUGCUUUUUAUUUGUUAAUGUCACUGUCCUUUAAAUUCUGCAUAUAGCCCCAUUUCUUUUAGAGGUUAAAAAGAUGCAAAGGUUAAGUGAUGCAUAGGUCUUGUGCUGGCCCUCUGCCCAGGGGCAAAUUUCCCUCCCUUUGCAAUGUUUUUCCUGGGCCUUUCAGCCCUUACUGUGUAUGAAUAUGGAUGCAUUAUAAACUCUUUACGGUGUGUGCAAUAGAAAUGAAUCAAAACCAGGACUCCACACCUGAACCCUGCCAAACUCUGGGAGAAGUUCAGAUCUGAAGUUGAAUCUUUGCAGCUGUUGCCCAUCUCUUGUGUAAAAACUCCACCCCAAACUAAGCUGUCUAGCCCAGCCGGCCCAUUGCUAAUGUCAAUGCAGUGGCUGCACUGCUUAAAACUGGGGCUGUGUCCGCACGGGCUCUCUCAGUGAUAAUGCUUUAGUCAUUCAGGGGUGUGAAAAAACACCCCCCCCCCCCCCGAGUGACAAAAGUUUUAGCACUUGAAAAGCUCCGGUACAGACAGCGCUUUAUCGCCGGGAGCGUGACUACACUGUCCCCGUCACAGAGCUGCUGCAGCCGCGCUGCAUUGUGAGCCGCGUAGACAGACCCGCAGUGUCCCUGGAAAUCUGCAGUGCAGGACCUACAGCUACCCAUUGCCUCUUCAGUGACCAUGGGGCUCUGAAGUCUGUUUCCCAUCUCGGGGUUCUAGGAACUUUGCAGCACAGUAAGUAGGUGCUUGCUUCAAACAUCAGGACUAACAUUCACGCUACAGAGAAAUAGUUUAACUGAUCUCUGGAGGUGGCCCGGAAUUGAUACGAGCCUUUAGCUAUCUGCACUCUCUCACAUGCCGGAUAUAUUAUUUUGUGCUUGCAUCUAUAUCUGUCAAUCCGUGCCUGGAAAUGACAUCCUACACUAUCCUCAGUGCUGCCCUUUAAGAUCUCUCUUGUUUUUUUAAAGAGCCGCUGUGUUUGAAAUUCUGUUUGGAUCACUUGGAGAAUCUCUGGAGUAACCCAGUGACACAUCUGGAAAGGAAUUUUCUCUGUUUCUCUGGUCACAUGACACCUGGUCCAAAGCCCUUCAGAGUCAUUGGAAAGACUCUCAUUGCUCUGAACUCUUUUCAGAUCAGACCCAUUGCAAAAGACAACAGUGAAAUAAAUAUCUUGAAACAAAUCUUAAAGGAUAAAAAAAAAUGUUUACUCAUAAACUUUUCAUAUUCUGCAUAAGAUGUUAGAAUGGGGGAAAAUCCAACAAAACCAGACACAUUAUUUUUUGGACUCUUCAGAAUAUUUUGGCUAAAUAGAUAAGUGGCUAGUAUAAUUGGGUCUCAGAGUUUGUUGGUUUUUAAGGAUCAGCA